CGGAGAAGGAGCGAGAGGAGGGAGGGGAGCGGUGGAAAAAGCCGCCCGGGACCCCCUUCCUCCCAAGGGCUGGGGCCGGCGCCCCCAGGCUCCCCAGCCCCUGGCCGUCCUGGGGGUGCGGAGGGGAGCAGGGGGCCGGCGGGACCCCCCUGCGCCCCUCCAUCUCCGGGGUCCCGCUUGCGGGGAGCGAAACCCUUCGGUCUCUCCCCCUCCUUCCCUCCCCUCCCCUCCUCCCUCCCUCCUUCCUUCCUUCCUUCUCCAGGCUUGGCCCGGGGAGGGAGGGGGGCUCUGCCUGCAGUCUGCCUUCACGCCUGCCCGCCCGGGCGACGCCGGGCUCCCGCCUGCCCCCCCGGCCGCCCCCCGGCCGCCCCCCGCGCCCCCCGGGCCAGGUGAGGCUGCGCUGCCGUCCCUUUUGGAUGUAGGGAGGCGAGACCCCGGAUGGAUUUCGGGAGCGUCAUGAACCAGGCUGUGACCCCCUGCUCCCCUGCUGUCAACUAUGAGCUGCCAUCCCCGGGGGAAAGCAUCACGAAUCAGGUAGACGCCCUGGAUGCCACAAAAUCCCCCAGGAGCGGGCAGUCACGCCACAAAACAUCCAGGAGCAUGAGCCUGACUGCAGCCAUGGAGAGCAGCUGUGAGUUGGACCUGGUGUACAUCACGGAGCGGAUCAUCGCCGUCUCCUACCUCAGUGCAGCCGAGGAGCAGAGCUUCUGCAGCAACCUCCGCGAGGUGGCCCACAUGCUGAAGUCCAAGCAUGGGGACAACUACGUGCUUUUCAACCUCUCUGAGCGGAGACAUGACAUCAGCAAGCUUCACCCCAAGGUGCUGGACUUUGGGUGGCCCGACCUGCACACCCCGGCCCUGGAGAAAAUCUGCAGCAUUUGCAAAGCCAUGGACACGUGGCUCAACGCGGCAGCACACAACGUGGUGGUGCUGCACAACAAGGGGAACCGCGGCCGGCUGGGGGUGGUGGUGGCUGCCUACAUGCACUACAGCAACAUCUCAGCCAGCGCCAACCAAGCUCUGGACAGGUUUGCCAUGAAGCGCUUCUAUGAGGACAAAGUAGUGCCAGUGGGACAGCCAUCCCAGAAGAGGUACAUCCAUUACUUCAGCGGGCUCCUGUCUGGCAGCAUCAAGAUGAACAACAAGCCCCUCUUCCUCCACCACGUCAUCAUGCACGGCAUCCCCAACUUCGAGUCGAAAGGCGGUUGUCGGCCCUUCCUGAAAAUCUACCAGGCCAUGCAGCCCGUCUACACCUCCGGGAUCUACAAUGUGCAGGGAGACAGCCAGACGGGCAUCUGCAUCACCAUCGAGCCUGGCUUGCUCCUCAAGGGCGAUAUCUUGCUGAAGUGUUACCACAAGAAGUUUCGCAGCCCGACCCGUGACGUGAUUUUCCGCGUGCAGUUCCACACGUGCGCUGUGCACGACCUUGAUGUUGUCUUUGGCAAGGAGGACCUGGAUGAGGCCUUCAGAGAUGACCGCUUCCCCGAGUACGGGAAGGUGGAGUUUGUGUUCUCCUAUGGCCCCGAGAAGAUACAAGGCAUGGAGCACCUGGAGAACGGGCCCAGCGUUUCCGUGGACUACAACACAUCUGACCCACUCAUCCGGUGGGACUCCUAUGAGAACUUCAACAUCCAGCGUGAGGACAGCACAGCGGGCACCUGGGCUGAGCCACCCCUGCCCAGCAAGCACCUGGAGAAAGAGGUUGGGCACACGCAAGGGCCCCUGGACGGGAGCCUCUACGCUAAAGUGAAGAAGAAAGACUCCCUCCACGGCAGCACCGGUGCCAUCAACACCGCCCGCCUCCCGCUCUCGGCAACACCCAACCACGUUGAGCACACGCUCUCGGUGAGCAGCGACUCGGGCAACUCCACUGCCUCCACCAAGACUGACCGGACCGAUGAGCCGGGGGUGCCCGGGGUCCCCGGCGGCCAGGCGGUGCUGAGCCCCGAGGAGAAGCGGGAGUUGGAUCGUCUCCUUGUUGGCUUCGGCUUGGAGAGCGCGCCGCCCAUGCACAACCACGUGCCCGGCCCUGUGCCGGCGCGCCUGCCCGCCGUGCCGGGCCGCCACGUCGUGCCGGCUCAGGUGCACGUCAAUGGGAAUGCUGCGGCGCUGGUGGCCGAGCGGGAGACAGAUAUCUUGGAUGAUGAGCUGCCCAACCAGGAUGGGCACAGCGUGGGCAGCCUGGGCACCCUCUCCUCCUUGGACGGCACCACCACCGCCAGCGAGGCCGGCUACCAGGAGGCGCCCAGGGUGGGCAGCCUCUCCUCCCUGCCCAACGGCCCAUCGAGCUGCAACGGGGCUGAGAAGCUGCUGAAGGAGGGGCUGUAUGAUGGCGAGCCACUCUCCAACGGCGGCUACCCCUACAACAACCAGAAUGCCCUGAUGGGCCACCACCUCCGCGACCCGCUGCUUCCUUUGCGGCCCUCGGCAUCCACUCAGGACAACCUGGCUGGCUACCCGCAGCGCCCGCCAGGCUCCCACGCCCCAGGCUGGCUCCAGCCCCAGCCGCUGCCCAGUUCCCAGCCCUACCUGUAUGGCUAUGACCCCCCCGGCGCCUACCGCUCUCGGUCCUUCCCGGCGGUGGACACAGCCAAGUACGACGCGAACCCAGCGCUGCCCCAGGCCCCGGCUCGCAGCACCAGCAGCCGGGAGGCCGUGCAGAGGGGCUUGAAUUCCUGGCAGCAGCAAGGAGGGAGCCGGCCGCCUUCCCGGCUGCAGGAGGGUGGCAUGGAGAGCCACAGCCCCAGCGUCUCCAGCUGCAGCCCCCAGCCCAGCCCACUGCAGCCAGUGCCCCCGCACAGCCACAGUAUGCCCGAGUUCCCCCGGGCACCCUCCCGCCGGGAGAUCGAGCAGUCCAUUGAAGCCCUCGAUGUCCUCAUGCUGGACCUCGCACCCACCGUCCACAAGUCGCAGAGCGUGCCUGCUGCCUCCCGCCAGGACAAGCCGGCAGGACCCCUGCUCUCCUCCAUCUCGGCCCAGCCCAUUGCUGGUCUCUAUGCCCGGCCAGCUCCACAAGCGGUCCAGCCGAGGUCUUUCGGCACUUCUGUGAGCCCUGUGGUCUCUGAGCCCGGAGGCAAAGCGUAUUCUCCCGGGGAGCCGGACUAUGGGGUGCAUGAGUACCGGGAAACCUAUUUGCCCUACAGCUACCAGCCAGCACCGGUGCCAGAGCCGAGGAGCUACAGCCAUGCCCCGGCGGGAUCACCGAUGAGCAUCCUCCCGCUCAGCACCUCCUACAGUCCUGUGGGGUCUCAGCAGCUCCUCGUCUCCUCCCCGCCUUCCCCCACCGUCCCAACACAAACCCAGAUGCCCUCCAAGGGACCGGAGAGCUAUGAAGACCUGUCGAGGUCAGCAGAAGAACCUUUGAAUCUGGAGGGCCUGGUGGCCCAAAGGGUGGCAGGGGUGCAGUCCUGGGAGAAGCCCCCGGAGGAGAGCGCCGUCCCUGCCCGCAAGCGGACCCCCAGCGACAGCCACUAUGAGAAGAGCUCGCCGGAGCCCGGCUCGCCCCGCAGCCCCACUGUUCUCUCACCUGAGGUGGUCAGCACCAUUGCGGCCAACCCCGGAGGGAGGCCCAAAGAGCCUCACCUCCACAGCUACAAGGAAGCCUUUGAAGAGAUGGAGGGUUCCUCCCCCACCAGCCCACCCUCCGGCGGCGGUGAGAUUUCUCCCCCCACCCCAGCCUUCCCUGUCUCGCCACAAACCCCUUACUCCAACCCCUUGCGUUCUCCCCCUGGCCUGGCCAAGACCCCGCUUUCAGCACUGGGGCUGAAACCCCACAACCCAGCUGAGAUCCUGCUGCAUCCAGUGGGAGAGCUAGAAGGGGAGGCAGGAGGUGUCUCUGAAGAAGAGCCCAGAAGCUACGUUGAGUCAGUGGCCCGCACGGCCACGACGGGCAGGGGAGGGACCCUGCCCACCACCCAGCCGGGGGGCCCAGAGGUGCCUGCCAGGAACGGCACCUUCGCCAACUCCUUCACUGCCCCCAGCCCCGUCUCCACCAGCAGCCCCAUUCACAGCGUGGACGGGGCCUCCCUCCGCAGCUACCCAUCGGAGGGCAGCCCCCAUGGCACGGUUACACCUCCCCACGCCUCGGCUGAGCCUGUUUACCGGUUGCCUGUUGGCUCGCAGAUACCCUCUGCUCACAGCAGCUACCAAAACUCGUCUCCAUCUUCCUUUGCAAUGGUCCAAGGUGGGGUCCCGGGCUCAGCGUAUGCCAGCCCUGACUACCCUGAUGGCCGAGCCAACCUCCAGCCAGACCCCCAAUCUCGGCCUCAGCCACAGGUCAAUGUGGUGGGGGUCCACGUCCUGCCGGGGAGCCCCCGCACCCUGCACCGGACAGUGGCUACCAACACGCCGCCCAGCCCUGGCUUCGGGCGAAGAGCCGUCAACCCUGGCAUGAGCGGCACUCCCGGCAGCCCCGGGCUGGGCAGACACACCGUGGUGGCUCAUGGCAACCUGGUGGCCCCACCGGGAAGCCCCAGCCUGGCCAGGCAUCAAGCUGUGGUGGCCGUGCCCCCUGGCAGCCCCCUGUACGGCUACCCCAGCCCGGAGGAAAGGCGCCCGACGCUGUCUCGGCAGAGCAGCUCCUCUGGCUACCAGCCUCCCUCCACGCCAUCCUUCCCCGUCUCGCCGGCGUACUACCCCGGCACAAGCACGCCGCACUCCUCCUCCCCGGACUCGGCUGCCUACCGCCAGGGCAGCCCCACGCCACAGCCUGCGCUGCCCGAGAAGCGGCGGAUGUCAGCCGGGGACCGCUCCAACAGCCUCCCCAGCUAUGCCACCAUCAACGGCAAGGCGUCCUCGCCCCUCUCCAGUGGCAUGUCCAGCCCCAGCGGUGGGAGCACCGUCACGUUCUCCCACACCCUGCCGGACUUCUCCAAGUUCUCCAUGCCAGACAUCAGCCCUGAGACUCGUGCCAAUGUCAAGUUUGUGCAGGACACUUCUAAGUACUGGUACAAACCGGAGAUCUCCAGGGAGCAGGCCAUCGCACUGCUGAAGGACAGGGAGCCAGGGGCUUUCAUCAUCCGAGACAGCCACUCCUUCCGGGGAGCCUACGGUCUCGCCAUGAAAGUAGCUUCUCCACCUCCCACGGUCGUGCAGCAGAACAAGAAAGGAGACAUCACCAACGAGCUGGUGAGGCACUUCCUCAUCGAGACCAGCCCGCGGGGUGUGAAACUAAAAGGAUGCCCCAACGAGCCAAAUUUUGGCUGUCUCUCGGCCCUGGUGUACCAGCACUCCAUCAUGCCCUUGGCCCUGCCCUGCAAGCUGGUUAUUCCUGACCGAGAUCCCAUGGAGGAAAAGAAAGACACUGUGUCGGCCACCAACUCAGCCACAGACCUCCUCAAACAGGGUGCGGCCUGCAAUGUCCUCUUCAUCAAUUCGGUGGAGAUGGAGUCGCUGACGGGCCCCCAGGCCAUUGCGAAGGCUGUUGCUGAGACCCUGGUGGCUGACCCCACGCCCACUGCUACCAUUGUCCACUUCAAAGUCUCUGCACAAGGCAUCACCUUAACUGACAACCAGAGGAAAUUGUUCUUCCGACGACACUACCCCCUCAACACUGUCACCUUCUGUGACCUGGAUCCCCAGGAACGAAAGUGGACUAAAACUGAUGGCAGCAGCCCAGCCAAGCUCUUCGGCUUUGUGGCCAGGAAGCAAGGGAGCACCACAGACAAUAUCUGCCACCUCUUUGCUGAGCUGGACCCAGACCAGCCAGCUGCAGCCAUUGUCAACUUUGUCUCCAGAGUCAUGCUUGGCUCCGGCCAGAAAAGAUGAGCUGGCGCUUGCGGGUGAUUCUUGAAUUUUGGAGAAGGACUUGGAGCUGAUCCGAGAAGGAAUGUGAGGAAGUGCAUUGUGGGAGAGGGAAGUGAAUUGGGGGGUGGGGUGGGGGGGAAAGGGUUGGAAUUUUGGAGGAAAACAGCAAACAAGCAAAAGAAACACAACGAAACCCCUAAAAACUCAACACAAGCCAAACACACACUUAGAGGAACCAAAAGCACGCACCUACAUAAGAGAGCCACAAAGUCACGCCAGACAGGAUGCAUGUCCCAUCGCAGGGAAGGUGACCAAAGCAAAGGCAGCAGUGAGAGGUGUGUUCCCAGCUUUCAGCAUCACUGUCCUGAGUGGUGACAUCCACUUGGGACCAACUGUGGGACCAUGAGUGGUGUUUUCCAUCUGGAAAAAAAAAAGAGACAACUGGCAAAACCCAUGGAAGAAGCUCUGUCCCAACAGCUCCAUCAGUGAACAUCUGCGGUGUGUUUGAAAUGACCCAUAGGAGAUACCGACGUGGGUUGGUUUGUGGGACACCGAAGGAAAUGCCUUCAGAAACCUUCCUUUGCCCAGCUGCAGCAGAGGGUCCUCACCAGCCCCCCGUGCUUCUCCUGAAACCUGACGGCCACCUGGCAACUUGCUGGGGGAGUGGGGGGGCUUGGUCCUGAAUCCUCCCAUCCCCAGGGAGCUCGGCUGUGGGCUGACCUCCGUUGCUGACCCAGAGCCCAGCGCUGGUCACAGGUGAGCUGCUGUGAGUCCACCCAGAGAGGGGGGUCACGGCAUUUCCCCACGUCCCUGGGGGUCUUUGUACCCCCCAGCCUGCGAGGAGGUGUGGGGGAGCUCCUGCCACCCCGUGCCUGGGGAAGGCAGAUGCUCCCUGGGAACCUCCCUGGAGGAUGCAGAAAGUCGCCUCUUCUCCUGUCUUCCCCUUUUCCCUCCUGUCACUAGUCCUCUUUGGCAGUUUUCUCCUGUGGCCUGUCACACGUUCUCUUACCACACACACAAAAAAAAAAAACCAAAACAGAAAGGAAAGAAAAACAUUGUAAUAAUAAUAGUAAUUAUAAUAAUAGCGUAUGCUGGCACAGGUGAGCUCCCUGUGUGAAGCAGUGGACCCGUGGCUACCCCUUAUCUCGCUCUUUGGAGACGUGCAAGCAGUUUUUAAAUUGCAUGGACGUUCAAGUUGCACGAAAGGUGAAUGACUACAAGUAACUCAGGCGCUUUUUUCUCCUUUUAUUUUGGAGGCCACGUUAAAAAAAAAAAAAAAAAGAAAAAGAAGGCAGAAGAUUAAAAAGAAAAAAGGGAAGGACCUGCAGUCACUCGACCAUGUUGGCUCAGUGGGGAGGUAACAGGUCCUCCGAGAGCCACCCUGCUUGGCAUGCGUGUACCCCCAAAACCGGCUGGCUGGAGGCUCAUGCCCCCCUGAAUGCACCGUAGUUUUGCAGUGGCUUCGGUGCUGUUGGCUUUUCCCUUUGCUUUGAGGGGUGAGGAGGGCCAGUGGGGGGGCGAGAGGGGUGAAAGGCCCCUGUGCUGCUGCGGGCAGGGGAUCAUGGUUGGGGGGCAGCAGGUGGAGGUCCCAGCCCUGUGGUGCUGGGGAGGGGGCAGAGGGUGCUUCGGUCACACGUGCAGGCUUGGGACAGGGGGAAUGGUCCGGCUGGAACCGCAAGGUCAUUGCCGAGCUCUUGUCUGCAAAUAUUUCCCCUUCCCUCGAGAGCUUUUUGGGAGAAGUUUUCAGUGCAAAGUGGCCCAGAUAGUCUGUUGGGGGCAAAAAUUAGAAGCAUAGCACUGCAGGCCCCCAGGAGAGCUUGUCUCCCUCAAACUGCCCUUGCCUUGAUAGCUAUAAUAUAUAUACGAGCUAUACUGACAAAAUACUGUAAGCUAAUGAAAUUUUAAGGAGGAAAAAAAAGGUUAAAUUUACACUCCGAAAAUAUUUAUUUUUACCAUACUGCUUUCCGCGCAUCGUAUCUCCCCCAUUAUAUCCUCCUCCCCCACUUCCCCUGCCCCGGGGAAACACCUGCACGUUAAAAGAAAAUCCAGAGCAAGGAAAAAUAUGGAUGGGGGAAGAGGCGCAGGGGUCCCCCCCGUGUUGGGGCGGUGUGCGCGUGACCGGGGGGUGUGUGUGUGUGUGUGUGUGUGUGUGUGUGUGUGUGUGUGUGCACACGCGUGGGGGAGCGAGCGGCGUGGGUGCCCGGAGGGGGCUGGCACGGCCGGAGGCUGUACUGAUGUACUGAAGCGAGCGUGAGAGGAUGCAGAGCGAGGAGUAUGGUUACGAGAUGAUGGUGGGACAGGGGAGUCUGGGGGGGGGCUUCCCCCUCCCCAGCUCCCUGUCCACAUGGAUGCAGAGACCUUUUAAUUUUUGAUGUUUGCGAAAAGCUAUUCCCUCCUUCUGCGAAAUUCAAGCGAGAUGAGAGAUGAUAUCACCCGUAAUCUCCUCACCCUGCCAUUCACUGAUUAGAGAAAACACUGUGUUUAUAGAUAUAUAAAAAUAUAUUUUUGAAAGCCUCUAUUUUUCAGACUUGGUUUUCUCACUGCUAAGAAAAGAGAUGAUAAUAGUGUAAUUUUAUUUUAAUCUGCUGCCUCAGAAACUGGUGCUUGAAACUCCCAUUCUUCUUUUUCUCCCUGUACAAACGAAGCAGAUCUAAGCACCCCAGAGAUGUCGCGUAGAAGCCGACCCCAGCAGAUACCUGCCGAUAGCAUCACGCCUGCUUUGGGCCCUGAGCCUCUCACGGCUUCCCCACUAACCCACUAGCUGAAGAUUUAGACCAUAUCCAAAUCUCAAACACUAACAAAACUGACUGAUGAUUAUAUUAGUUUUUUAACACACAGCUAAUCACCUUCCAAUGAUGUAGCCGGGUGUUUGUCAGCUCCCUUUAAAGGCACUUUUUUUCCUUUAAUCUCGUUUUAAAAGUUACAUUUUUAGGUGUAACUACCCUUUCUGUCCUGGGGAGAGACUGCCAGCCGGUGUUGAGGAUCACCCAGGUCCUGGGGCUGGCGGGGACUUAGUGUUGAUAUUUUUCUCUUUAUGAAAGGGACAGAAAAGACUCUUUGGGUUUAUUUCUUUCAUUUUUAAAUGCAGUCAUGGUAUCUGAGAUUUGAGCUUGUGCGAGUAAAGCGCAGCAUAUGUUUUGUUGUAAUCACACUGCCGUUGUCAGCAGCCGGAUGGUAUCUCUCUCUCGCUCACACACACACACAAACACAUCCCUCCUUCCUGCACAAAGAACUGCAUAUAUUCUUGCCAAAGAUAUCCUUGAAAACGCACUUUUCCCCACAUAUAUAUAUAUAUUUUUUUUUUUUGCGUGUGUAAAUUUAUUGUACGUGCCCAUUUCGUGUCAGUUUGUUCUUCAGAGAAGCCCCUUUCCUCCCGUCCUCCCUUUGCUGUCAGUGUUGCUAUCUGUUGGGAAAUGCUCCCUGGGGGACGUGUUGUUUGCUGCCUGUCCCAAAUGGUAGCACCUGCAAUGUGCAAAAUUUGGUGUUUCCAUUCAGUGGGGCUGCCUCCGGCUCUGCCCAUCCCAGAAGCUAUUUUGGGAGAUGAUCCAUGUCAUCAUCUGCUGAUAGGAUGCAUCCAUCUCAUGGCCUUUGCCACACCCUCAUUGCAAGUGGAGAUGGGGGGGGGUUCAUGGGUUUAAGUAGAUAAAUUGAGCAAAGUUUGGGGUUGCUCCGGAUGCAACAUUUGCUGGCUGCCCCCUGGUCAAACCACACAUGGAAAACAAACCAGGUAGGGAGAAAAACCCAACCCAGCCCCUGGGCAUCGAUUUUCCAGUGAGUUCAACUGCUUGAACUGCAGCGCAAAGUAAAUCCCGACCCAGCAGGUCGGGCGGGUAAAGAAACCAGUUGCCCCAAAACCCCAGACAGCAGCAUCAACAAAAGGCAACCCUUCCCGUUGGAGCAGGCAGGAGGAUCAGACAGCAAAGGAGCCCGCAGGGGCUUGUUUCAUUUCGUUCGUUUGUUUUGCAAAUUGUGAGGUUGGUUUGGGGUUACUCAUUUUUCUUUUUUUUUUUUUUUUUCUUAAAAUGGAAAAAUUAAAAAGAAAAAAAGGAAGCAACCCAACAUUUCUGUUGGCAGAUCCUGUGCCGCUGUGUUAUGUGUGGAUUUUUUUUGUUGUUGUUGUCUUUGUUACUUUGGGAAUGUUACAGAUUUAUUUGCUAAUCAGUGUUAAUGAACAGUUUCAAACUUUUAGACUUGCCCAUUUCUGUGUAUUUAUAUAGAUGGAAAAAAAAUACAUUAUAUUUUGUAUCUUUGUGCCCAUAAUGUUGUUGCGUGUUUAAGUAUGACUUCGGUCACACCAUGUCCAUGUGUGAAUGUGACACCGCUUUUGUCUUCCCAUUGUACAGAUGUUGGAUUCUUUGCAGUUCAUUGUAUGGCUUUAUAAAGUGGUAAAAACAAAAAAAAAUCAGUUAUAUAAAAUAUACUGUUGCUUGGAAUGCCAGCUUGGUGUCUGGAUUGCUGGAAAUGUAUCCUGAAAUUUAAGGGAGCGCAGGAAUAAACGUGCUGUUCUUUUUGCACAGGGAAAAAGAAACAACCCUAAA
Messenger RNA from Tyto alba (common barn owl), 10283 nucleotides. It is a transcript of the gene TNS1, whose product is annotated as tensin 1. Gene Ontology annotation, biological process: fibroblast migration. Bases 439 to 5766 code for a protein of 1775 amino acids. The transcript is spliced from 31 exons. Gene Ontology annotation, molecular function: protein binding. The record is from RefSeq and is a predicted model, not a curated record. NCBI's taxonomy places the organism in Eukaryota, Metazoa, Chordata, Aves, Strigiformes, Tytonidae.